GUGAUGUAGCAAAACAAAAGAAAAAAAAAAAGAAAAGAAAAGAAAAGGAAGCCAGGUAUGGUGGCAGAAGCCUGUGGUCCCAACACUCUGGGAAGCUGAGGCAGGAGCAGCGCAGCCUAAGCAACUAAACAAGACCCUGUCUCAAAAAAUAAGAAGCGCUGGAGAUGCAGCUGCAUGUGAAGAUGCUAGGUUCAAACACCAGUAGCACACAAGAAGGAAAAGCUGGAGCGGCUCAGGCAACAGAGCAGUGGGAGCCUGGGCUGGCCUCCCAAGACCUUAGUUCUCCCUGCCACAGGCUGGGAGGCUGCAACAGCUGGGCUAGUUUUGUGUUGGAGGACACUUCUAAAAAAGUUGCAUAUUUUCUGCUUUUUGAAAAUAGCUUAUGCGAGGCUUCAGUUUGGGGCCCUCAUGCCUCAACCUUUGGAAUCACAGAUGAGUGGCACCACGCUUGUCCACGUGGUAGUCCGUGUCUUUCUUUGCCUGCUGACUUUGUUCCCUGUCUUUGUUUUGCCUCUGCAACUGUGACUGUCACUCCCUGCUGUGGAAGCCGGCUCUUCCCUGCAUGUGUGGAAAUUGGCAGGGCAGCCCGGUGCUGGCUCCACACGUGGUGCUUCUGUCAUGCACACUCAGGAUUGUCCCUUCUGGCUGCUGUGCCUUGGCCCGCCCCCUGCACCUGUGCUGCUGGACACCAAGGCCUGAGUACCUGUGCAUGGUGGUGGCAGCACCAUGGGGCCCUGCUGCCAUGGCAGUGCUGGUUGGACGGCCCUGCUACCUGCCCAUGCGUGGCUGGCACUCAUCGCCCCCUCUCCAUGAUGACUCUGUGGUGGAGAAGUCCCUCAAGUCUCUGAAGGACAAGAACAAAAAGCUGGAGGAGGGCGGCCCUGUGUACAGCCCAGCAACCCCAGCAGCGGUGCGCAGGUCCCUGGGGCAGCGCGUGCUAGACGAGCUCAGGCACUACUACCACGGCUUCCGCCUGCUUUGGAUUGACACCAAGAUUGCUGCGCGCACACUCUGGCGCAUUCUGCAUGGUCACACGCUAACACGCCGGGAGCGGCGGCAGUUUCUCCGCAUCUGUGCCGACCUGUUCCGCCUGGUACCCUUCCUAGUCUUCGUGGUGGUGCCCUUUAUGGAGUUUCUACUGCCUGUGGCUGUGAAGCUUUUCCCCAACAUGCUGCCAUCAACGUUUGAGACACAGUCCAUCAAGGAAGAAAGGCUGAAGAAGGAGCUGCGGGUCAAGCUGGAGCUGGCCAAGUUCCUCCAAGACACCAUUGAGGAGAUGGCCCUGAAGAACAAGGCAGCCAAGGGCAGUGCCACCCAGGACUUCUCCGCCUUCUUCCAGAAGAUCCGUGAGACCGGGGAGAGGCCCAGCAAUGAGGAAAUCAUGCGCUUCUCCAAGCUGUUCGAGGAUGAGCUGACACUGGACAACCUCACUCGGCCGCAGUUGGUGGCGCUGUGCAAGCUGCUGGAGCUGCAGUCCAUCGGCACCAACAACUUCCUGCGCUUCCAGCUCACCAUGCGGCUGCGGUCCAUAAAGGCUGACGACAAGCUCAUUGCUGAGGAAGGGGUGGACACCCUGAAUGUCAAGGAACUGCAGGCCGCAUGCCGGGCACGGGGCAUGCGAGCCCUUGGUGUCACUGAGGACCGGCUGCGGAGCCAGCUGAAGCAGUGGUUGGACCUGCACCUACACCAGGAGGUGCCCACAUCGCUGCUUGUGCUGUCUCGGGCCAUGUACCUCCCUGACACCCUCUCACCUGCUGACCAGAUCAAGUCCACGCUGCAGACCCUCCCAGAGAUUGUGGCCAAGGAGGCUCAGGUGAAAGCGGCUGAGGUGGAGGGCGAGCAGGUGGACAACAAAGCAAAGCUGGAGGCCACACUACAGGAGGAGGCUGCCAUCCAGCAGGAGCACCAUGAGAAGGAGCUGCAGCGGGCUGCAGAGGCCCAGGUGGCAAAGGGCACUGAGCUAGAAGGUGUGGGUGCCACCACCCUUGGGAAGCCCAUUGCUGAGCCACAGCUGGAGGUACCUGACGUGAUCCUGCCCUCUGUGGUCCUGAAGGACACCGCCCCUGUGCUGGAAGGCUUGAAGGAAGAGGAAAUAACUAAGGAGGAAAUCGACAUCCUGAGUGAUGCCUGUUCCAAGCUGAAGGAGCAGAAGAAGUCGUUGACCAAGGAGAAGGAGGAGUUGGAGCUGCUGAAGGAGGAUGUGCAGGACUACAGUGAGGACUUGCAAGAGAUCAAGAAGGAGCUUUCCAAGACCGGCGAGGAGCAGCUUGUGGAGGAAUCAAAAGCCAGCAAGAGGCUGACAAAGCGGGUACAGCAGAUGAUCGGCCAGAUCGACAGGCUGAUCGCGCAGCUGGAGGCAGGCCAGCAGUCCGGCAGGCUGGGCCCAGCGCAGGGUUCACCCGUGGGGGAGAACGUCAUCAGUGUCACAGAGCUCAUCAGUGCCAUGAAACAAGUCAAGCACAUUCCAGAAAACAAGCUGGUCAGCUUGGCCUCUGCGCUGGAUGAGAAUAAGGAUGGCAAAAUCAAUAUCGACGACCUCGUCAAGGUGAUCGAGCUGGUAGACAAAGAAGAUGUGCACAUCUCCACCAGCCAGGUGGCUGAGAUUGUGGCCACACUGGAAAAGGAAGAGAAGGUCGAGGAGAAGGAGAAGGCCAAGGAGAAGGCUGAGAAGGAGGCAGUGGAGGCAAAGAACUAGGGCCUUCGCUCCGCACCAGCACGGUGGGGAUGAUGUGAAAGUGAUUGCUUUGAGGUGAUUCUUGUGGCAGUUCUAAUACUACCUGGAAUAAAUCAGAAACUUCAUGAUCAAAUAAUUUUAAUUUUCAUCAUUCCACAAAGACUCAGUCUGGAUUCCUAGGUGCCUCCAGGAAACUGUGACUGGACUCACCAUGGUGUGGUGCUGAUCGCCUGGAGGUCGCUGACUGGGCCAGGCCGGGCAGGAAGGUUCGACCUGUGGAGCCGGCCAGAAGUGCUGCACUGCAAAGCACCAGACCCAGCCCCGGGCUGAGGGCACUGCUCCAGCCAGUCCUAGAUACUGAUUCCACACAUUGGUGGCAGUGUCUGCCUGAACACAUCACUAAGUCGAGUCCACGUACCUGUUGAGGCUGCCGUGGCUGUGGCCGCUCCGUGCCUCUCCCUGACCACAUGCCUGUGUCUCCUGUGGAUCUCGCUGUUUACUGGACUCCUCCUUGAUUCACUUUGCCUGGCACCCCAGCCUGGGGUUCACCCAUGAACUGAUGAUCUCUGAAAUGACAGCUUGCCUGGCUCUCGAGCAGCAUCUAACGUAGUCAGGACUGGAGCUCUCAGGCUUGGGCGUGAGCCACUGCCCCUGGAGCAUGGGACGCACUGUCCUUCUGACCAGCCAUCCCCAGGCCUCAUCCCCUUGCAGCACCAGACCCUGUAUGGCUUCUUCCUUGACGAACCCCUGUCUGCAAGGACAGGCGGGCACAGAGGGCCCCAUGCUUGGGAUGACUGGUUUUGGGCUGUCGGCCUCUCCACAGGCUCUCAGUGAGGCCACCAACCCCACCUCUCAGUCCAUAGCUGCCUAGGCAGAGUCAGGCCUUCUCACUUGGUGGCAGACGGCCCCAUGGGGCUCAUCAGUCAUCAGAAGUGUCCUGUGAGAACUCAGACAUGGGACUACAAGGACAGGAAUGGGGCCGGGCAUGCCGCGCUCACGUGAAGAGCCUUCUGAGUCACUGGAAGCUUCUCUGCCUGUAAGGGCAGGAGACCAGCCCCAACUGCCCAAGUGUAUGUGCUGCUGGGAAUGGGCCUGUGUGCGCCCAUCACCGUGUCCCUGCCCAGGGCCCGUCACCAUGUCCUGCUUGGUGGCCUGGCCGGCACCAUGAUGAGCCUGUGGCACUCAGCGGGCAUCUCUGGGAGGUUCUCCCAGCACUGCGUUUUGCUGUACUGACCUAAUUUAUUGCUUUGACACUGUGUGAGAGGUGGCUAAAAGGAAGCAGGCUUGUGUGGGCCAAUGUCCUGGGGGCAGCUGGACGCCCAGUGGCCUGUUUCUCAUCUGCCUGGUGUCUGCACUUGGCCUUUGCUGAAUCCUUAGGAGCUGGGGUCCCAGUGCCACAGCUAUGUUCCCUCUUAUACCAACCUGCCCUGUCCCUGCCCCCGCACGUACCCCUCUGACUCAGGGAUUUAGGAGUCCUUGUGGAUCAGUCUAGACUCAUGAAUGUGGAGGCCACCUUGUAUUUCUAAAAUUGGUGUAAUCUCCUGUAAUCCCAGCACUCAGGAAGCUGAGACAGGAAGAUCAUUAUGAGUGUGAGACCAGCCUGAAUGUACAUAGGGAGACCCUGCUAAAAACAACCAGUCUCCUGAGGGUGGCUGUCAUCAGAGUCCUGAGGACCAGCAAAGGAGCAGUUUCCCAUCUCUUGGCCUGGCCAUGUGUAACAUGAUGUCACUUCUGUGCCGUCUGAACUGGAGACUGCUCAGGAUCAUCAAAACCCCUGCUUUUGUGACAGUGCUGUGGGCUGCAGGGUGGUCCUGUCCAGUGUGCCAGGCUGGCCCAGCACUGUGUGUUGACAAGCAGAAUGUGCUUUCCGGACAUCUGAGAGUGUAAUAAAGUGCCACUUGGUGA
Molecule: messenger RNA, 4579 nt
Organism: Cavia porcellus (domestic guinea pig)
Lineage: Eukaryota; Metazoa; Chordata; Mammalia; Rodentia; Caviidae
Gene: Letm1
Product: leucine zipper and EF-hand containing transmembrane protein 1
Exons: 13
Coding region: 563-2695 (710 amino acids)
Biological process (GO): intracellular monoatomic cation homeostasis
Cellular component (GO): mitochondrial inner membrane
Molecular function (GO): ribosome binding; calcium ion binding
Source: RefSeq, a predicted model, not a curated record